ACCGUCUUUGUCACUUCCCGGUUUAUCUCUGUCACAUUCGCUAUCGAUCCCGACAUCACAGCAUCUGAGCACCAAUAGUGGAAAUAAUUCUUCGCAUCAUCAUCAUUCUCUGGCAAACUCGCUACAAAAUUUACAUACACAAAAUCUCCAUCAUCAUGUAUCCUCAUCGGCAUCGUUACAUAAUUCACAGUCGAAUGUCAUGAACAGUAUACAUCAGAAUAUGUCGCUAAUGAAUGGAGCUAAUAAUAAUAUUUUAUCACAAGCAAUGAAGAAACCCGUUGACGAUCACAUAAAACGUCCAAUGAAUGCAUUUAUGGUAUGGUCUCGCUUACAACGACGAAAAAUCGCUCAAGAAAACCCAAAAAUGCACAACUCGGAGAUAUCCAAACGGUUAGGUGCUGAAUGGAAAUUGCUGACAGAAGAUGAGAAGAGACCUUUUAUCGAUGAAGCAAAGCGUUUACGAGCUCUCCAUAUGAAGGAGCAUCCAGAUUACAAAUAUCGACCAAGACGGAAACCCAAAGCUUUAAGACGUGAAGGAUAUCCAUAUCCGAUGCCGUAUCCAUCAGUCCCUGUAGAUGCAUUACGAGCUGGCUAUUUUGGUCCCGGAAGCGCUGCAUACUUAAGCAGUCAUUUGUCACAGUCAAGUCCGCCAACUACUCAGGCAUCAUUAACAUCUCAAAUGGACGUCUCAAAGUUCGCGCUUGAUCGAACUGCUUACUUGAAUUCCGCUGCUGCAAAUGCUUUAUACGACACAACAAAGGCCAGUGCUUACAGCAGUGCAUAUCUCGAUCCAACAUCGAUGCUAACAAAAGCGUAUUUCGACUCAAAAAUGUAUCAGGAUCGUGCAAAUUACGCGUUUGACAUUUCCAAAAUUUACGGAGGGCAGCAAGGAAGUCAGCAAAGUCAACAAAGCAGCCAACAAAAUCAUCAUCAUCAUCACCAUCAGAAUCAAUUUUCUAACAUUGAUCACAUCAAACGCCCCAUGAAUGCUUUCAUGGUUUGGUCACGAGGGCAGAGACGAAAAAUGGCACAAGACAACCCAAAAAUGCACAAUUCUGAAAUUUCGAAGCGACUUGGCGCUGAAUGGAAAUUACUCACGGAAGGACAAAAAAGACCGUUUAUUGAUGAGGCAAAAAGAUUAAGAGCUUUGCACAUGAAAGAGCAUCCUGACUACAAAUAUCGUCCUCGACGUAAGCCAAAAACUCUCGUGAAAUCUCCGACGCCUAACAAUAUUAGUAACAACAACAACAACAAUAAUAAUUCGCAAAAUAAUAUUUCAGUGAAGGAUUCGCCUCCGCAAAAUACAAAAUACACAUAUCACAACUUUGACCUAACUGUUCCAGGCAUAUCAACUCGCCCUCCUCCCUUACCAUUCGCGCCAUAUACGCCUUAUGAUUUUACAUUUGCUGAUCUUCAAGCUCGUCUAAAUGCACUUUACUAUCAUCAGUGUUUCGGGAGAAGUUCUUUCAAUCCAAUGACAGAAUCGAUAUCACCUUCGCCCCCGUCAACGUAUAAUAAGCCUCCGAGAUCACCGCCAACAAUUUCUUUGCCAACGACUCCUCCGAUGCAUCAAACUUCUCCGAAUGGAGCAAAUGUCAUUUGACCAACUCCAUUGCGCUAUGGAAAUGGCGUUGUCUCGGAAACUGUCUAAACUUUUUCUUUUAAGCAAUAUUUGUUGUUCUUAAAUGUUUUUCUUGUCUA
Messenger RNA from Culicoides brevitarsis, 1701 nucleotides. RefSeq names its product transcription factor SOX-5-like. The coding region runs from base 200 to 1603 and encodes 467 amino acids. Gene Ontology annotation, molecular function: RNA polymerase II cis-regulatory region sequence-specific DNA binding; DNA-binding transcription factor activity, RNA polymerase II-specific. Gene Ontology annotation, biological process: anatomical structure morphogenesis; cell differentiation; positive regulation of transcription by RNA polymerase II. NCBI's taxonomy places the organism in Eukaryota, Metazoa, Arthropoda, Insecta, Diptera, Ceratopogonidae. The transcript is spliced from 8 exons. The record is from RefSeq and is a predicted model, not a curated record.